CGCAAAUAGUGUUGCACCUGCAAUGCAAUUUCGUUCUCUUGGCUUCUGUCUCACCAAUGGAGUGACACCAGCCAGCAGAGAUGCUGCUCAAAGACCUUCCCAGAGAGGCCCUGAUGCGGCCCUUGUCCAGGAAUGAAGUCGUGGGCAUGUUAGUGAGGUUGACGGUCUUCGGUGCAGCCACAUACUACAGCAUCAAAUGGGUGGUAGAGGUGAUGGAUCCUACCUCAAAACAGAAGAGCCAAGCCAAGAAAAGGGCAGAACAGCUGAUGAAGAGGAUCGGUGUAGAGGGGGUCAAACUAACAGAUUAUGAGAUGAACAUUGCCUCUCAUCUGGUUGAUCCUCAAACUAUGAAGGUUUCCUGGAGAGAUAUAGCAGGUCUGGAUGAAGUUAUCAACGAGCUGCAAGAAACGGUCAUCCUGCCCUUUCAGAAAAGACACCUUUUAGCUGGAUCCAAACUCUUUCAGCCCCCUAAAGGUGUUUUAUUGUUUGGUCCUCCGGGAUGCGGAAAGACCAUGAUUGCCAAGGCGACAGCCAAAGCCUCGGGAUGCAAGUUCAUUAACCUUCAGGCCUCCACGCUAACAGACAUGUGGUACGGCGAAUCACAGAAGCUGACUGCCGCCGUCUUCUCAUUAGCUGUCAAAAUUCAGCCCUGCAUCAUCUUUAUUGAUGAGAUUGAUUCAUUUCUGAGGAAUCGCUCCAGCUUGGACCACGAGGCCACGGCUAUGAUGAAAGCCCAGUUCAUGAGCCUUUGGGACGGCCUGGACACCUCCUCGACCACUCAGGUAAUGGUGAUGGGAGCGACAAACAGGCCGCAGGACGUGGAUCCAGCCAUUCUGCGCAGGAUGCCCACAACUUUUCAUGUUGGCCUCCCGAGCACAAGGCAGAGGCAGGACAUCCUAAGGCUGAUUUUAGCAGGAGAAAACCUGAGCAAUGCCAUUAAUCUAAAGGAGAUCGCAGAGAAGACUGACGGCUACUCCGGUAGUGACCUCAGGGAGCUUUGCCGCGAUGCUGCUAUGUAUCGGGUGCGGGACUACGUCCGCAAGGAGCAGAUGAGGCAGAUCGCUCAGCAGAUGCUGGACUGCGAAGAGGAGGAGGACAAACCUGUGGAUGAGGAGCGGUUGCGACCAGUCACCCAGCUGGACCUCCUCUUUGGCCUGGACAAGAUGAAGGAAUCUAAGCGGGCCACAGCCUACAUGUUACCCAGCCCAUCAGAGGUUCCUCUGGACUAAACGCCAUCCGUGCACUACGGUGCUGAUGGGGACUCGCCCUCUUCUGGCCUCCACCAAAGUGUCACAGGUGUAGUUGGAAGAGCCAGCAGGCAGCCAUACUUUUUUUAAACUUUGUUUACCCAAACAGGGGAUCUUAUGAGCAUGCUCAUUAUCAGCCCCACUUCAUGUGUGUGGUAUUUUACAAUAUAAUUAGAAAUCCAUCAUCUCCACGAACUGUAUGUUAACUGUUGCUGGGGUUUUUUUGAUACAAGGUUUGGGAUGCUGUCGAUCAUACACUGAGGGGUGAAAUUAGUCACCAGUCAUUUAAAGUCUUAUCAGCCCGGUGUCCAGUGUUACCAAUUGAUGUAUUUUUUGAUGAAGUGAGAAAAAACAUAUAGUAUUUAUUAUACUGCAGCACCACAGAAUCAGCUAAUCUUGCUGCCCCAACCCCCUGCACCCCGCACAGUAUAUUCUCUACAAAGUUUGAUAUAUCACAGCACAUUCAUCCCUUUUCCAAGAGUCAAUGCGUCCAGCAAAGAUUGGCUGAUUCGUUUUCAGAAAUCUCUUCAGAAAUAUAAUCAGAGCGUGUAGAUUUAAGUUUGAUUAUUUAUAAUCAGUUCCACUUUUAUUUGUCUUUUUUUGCCCACAGCUGCUUAAACUGAAACUGAAUGUAUGACUGCUUCCCUCUAGUGCAUAAUACACAGGUUCAAAUAUUUGUUUUUUAUUUUGUGCAACAGUAGGGUGGCGGUUACGUCCUCUGACUCCAUUUAUCUCUUUACUAGAAUAUGUUGGAUUUAUGUGUAUUUACAGAAAUUUAAAUUUGUGGGGGGGGAUUAAGAAAGAAAAAAAAAUAAAAUAUAUAUAUAGAAAAUGUCUAAUCAAUCAAAGAUUUUGCAGCCCUCCUGCAGUACCUCUGCCGACCCCCUAGGGGUCACAGACCCACUGUUGAAGACCACUGGUCUAGUGGAUGCACUGAUGGUGGUUUGGAUUUUUUGUUGCAUUUAUAUUUUUGAAGGUACUGAGAGGAUGCAUUUGAUGCUGUAGAUGUGUAGUGUUGUGAUACUUAUUAUAAAGUUGCUGCUCCCAAGGAGCAUUAAUUGCAUGUGUGUCUUCAGUCACAAAAUCACUGGUGUAGGUGUCAUUAUGACACAGAAGAACAUGGCAAAGUCCAGCACAAGUGAAAUGUAACAUUUGGUACAUAUUGACAAAAAGUGUAGCUAAAUACCUGUUAAUCUGAUGGGAAUUAGAGACCAUAAUAAAUUGUGACAUGGUUGUAUCUGGUUGUUUCCCAGAGGCCUCAAAUCGUCUGAAUGUAGACGAGAAAACAUUUAGUUGUCAAACAGAAAGGGGUCACCAUUUAAACCCUUUAAUAGAAAACCACUUGCAACGGUAAUGUGAGGCAGGAGAAGCAAUAAAAAACGGUUACAUCCUGUUAUUUUAAUAAUUAUUACCCUACUGCUAAGUACAGCACCACUAAAUGUUGCGGCACUUGUCAGUCUGCUGACUGUUGGAGUGUGUGUAUCGUGAAUGGGGUGCGGUAAAAAUAAAAAUAAAAAGUUAAGUUACAAUUGAUGUUGAGACAAUGAAAGCAACAAUUGAUGUUGAAUUGUCUUUUCAUUGCUUUUUAACCCGAAACGGCCUCAGUUUUCCAUCCAGUAGCUGAUACUUCUUUCUCUUAACCAUGUACUGUUUUAUGUCAUAUUUACUGUCCCAUUGUAAUCAUCAGUCAGUCCCUGUUGCUUUACUUUGACUCCUUCUGUAAUGAGCUUUUCAUGUCACAUUCUCUGCAUCAGUCAAAGACUGACAGCAGUGGCUGUUGCCACGACACAUUUCAGGGUUUUCUGUGUCAGUUACUGUUAUUUUCCCUUCAGGGAGAGCGUGGCUUUCAAAUCCAAGUGCUUUCAAUCAUCUGUUAGCCAUAAUGGUUUUCUACCUCCCCCUGUAUAAAAUGCCUCAUUAUUUGCCACAUGGUCACAGCAUGUCUUCAUGGGUCAGACCUCUCUCCCUCACAGUGAAAGAGAGUCAGAGGAUUUUUGUCACUUCUGUCCAUGUGGUGGCGCUGCAGCUACGCGGUCGUCACACUGAGGCAGUUUAUAGCAUUAUGGUGAGACAAUGAAAUAGAGAAACCUGCAUACUCGACUGUCUCCCUUAUUGGUUUAUCUGGAGAUAUUUAGACAUCUGUUGCUCUUCAUUAGCAGACCUCAGGUGACAGGUAAAGGUCAAAAUGUUUCCAUGUAAACCAAUGAGUGUGUCCCAGCUUCUUGCAGGUUACUUUCUCCUUCAUGCAGAAAGGAAACGCGUGUGUAAAUGCUUUCUCUCACAGCAAUAUCACUUAUCACUUAUCAGGUCCUUCAUCAGUUUUGUGGCUGAGAUUCAUUCUAUUAACGCACAGUGCCCCUGUGUUGCUGUUAAUAAUACUACCAUAUUACUAUAUGUGCUAAAAGUGAAAUAUAAAACGUGUACUGUAAAGUGUAUUUAUUAAAUGACAUUGAAGAAAAAGAUUAAGCUUUUUUCCACCAGCAGAAUGUUACCUUAGCAUGGAUUUCAACCUGUUGUUUUUUUCUGUAUUUCUUAGACUGUGUAAACUGUAAUGAACCUCACAACUCCCAAAAGAUAAAGACCUGCCUGUGUGUAUUUCAUCCAAUAAAUAUUGUUACAUAAAUUAUUUAUUUCCUUUA
Mugil cephalus (flathead mullet) is the source of this 3886-nucleotide messenger RNA. RefSeq names its product ATPase family AAA domain containing 1a (gene atad1a). NCBI's taxonomy places the organism in Eukaryota, Metazoa, Chordata, Actinopteri, Mugiliformes, Mugilidae. Gene Ontology annotation, molecular function: ATP hydrolysis activity; ATP binding. Bases 81 to 1229 code for a protein of 382 amino acids. The transcript has 10 exons. Gene Ontology annotation, cellular component: mitochondrial outer membrane. The record is from RefSeq and is a predicted model, not a curated record.